CUCCGUUGUGCCUUGUUUCUUCAUCAUGUCGCUGGUUGGUGGACACUAUGUGAAGAAGUUUGCGGGUAAGAUUUCGGACAACAUCAAUGCGGCGACGUCCAUUGCGUCGUCCAGUUUGUCGCAUCUCAUGCUUGUGCACGCCUUCAAUGCCAAUGACCGCUUGGAGAAGCGCUUUGCGACGUAUCUGGCUGGUGCAAGAAUGGAUGCGCUGAAGAAGGCCGCCACGCAUGCCUGGCAGUUGGGUUUCUUGUAUUUCAUUGCGUAUUCCGCCAACGCGCUUGCUUUCUGGGAGGGUGCGCAGAUGAUUGCUGGGUCUGUGGCCGGGGAUGGCGGCGUGUCUGUUGGUUCCGUUUACACGGUUAUUUUCGUGUUGAUCGAUGCCUCGUUCAUUCUGUCUCAGGUCGCGCCGUUCAUUCACGUUUUCGCUUCUGCGGCUGGUGCGUCGGAGCGUCUGCUGGCUGUUAUCAACCGGCCGUCCUGCAUUGACGCGACCUCCGAUGAGGGAGAUAAGUCCGCUGGCUUCCGCGAUGAGGACAUCGUCUUCGACAACGUUCACUUCACCUACCCCUCGCGGCCAGAUGUCCCCGUCCUGCAGGGCGUCAAUUUCGUCAUUCCCCCUCGCAAGCACACUGCCAUUGUUGGUCCGUCUGGUGGAGGCAAGUCCACCGUCGUGGCCCUUCUGGAACGUUUCUACGACCCCAAGUCCGGCAACGUGAUGAUCGGAGACACCAACUUCCGCGACCUGAACGUGCGCUACCUGCGCGGCAACAUUGGUUUCGUGCAGCAGGAACCCUCCCUGCUCGAUCGGUCUAUCCUCGAAAACAUCGCAUAUGGUAUGGUCGCCUCCGCCAACGAGGCGCACCAGCCCCUGGCCCAGUACAUCUACGACUCGACCCUCCCUGAGCUGACCGACAAGAUCUGCUCUGGUAUGUCCGAAGAAGAAGCCCUGACCAGCUUUCCUGCUGAAGUUGCCGACAUUGUUGCCCGCGUCAAGCAGGCUGCCAGUGAUGCCAACGCCAUGAACUUCAUCGCCGGUCUUCCGUACGGUCUUGCGACUGGCGUCGGUUCUGCGGGUAACCAGCUUUCCGGUGGACAGAAGCAGCGUAUCGCCUUGGCACGAGCUCUCGUUCGUGAGCCUUGCUUGCUUGUUCUCGAUGAAGCUACGGCAGCGCUUGACUCGACUUCUGAGAAAUUGAUCCAGCAGGCGCUUGCGAAGGUUUCGGAGAGUCUUACUACGGUUUCGAUUGCGCAUCGGUUGGCGACUGCCAAGGACGCGCAUAAGAUUGUUGUCGUGCAGACUGGUCGUGUUACUGAGGAAGGAUCGCACGCUGAGCUUGUCGCCAAGGGUGGUGUCUACGCUGAGAUGGUUCGCUUGCAGAACCUGGGCAAGCUGAGCGCUGAGGAUGCCGCCAUCCCGCAGGACAUGAUCGGAAAGGCCGGACCUGCCAACACCAACACCGUGGAUGAGAAGAAGGAAGCUGGUGUCAGUGACACUGAAAUCAGCGAGACUCCUCCUGCCUCCAAGUCCGCCGAUGUCCCUGCCCCAGAAAAGGAAAGCAAAUGGAAGAUCUGGAAAAAGAAGGACGACGAAGAAGACAAAGACCUCAAGGCCAAGACCAAACGCUCCGGCUGGUUCACUACCAAGUACAUCUGCUCCCUUCUCCGCCCCAACAUGAUGUUCAUCAUCGCCGGCCUGUGCAUGUCCGCCAUCAUCGGUGGCAGCUACUCUGCCGAAGCCGUCAUCUUCGGUCAAACCGUCGGCGCCCUGAGCCCGUGCCUCUCGCCCGCGAGCAUCAGCUCCAGCGGAAACCUGUUCGGUCUGUUGUUCUUCAUCAUGGCGCUGGUCGAGAUGUUUGCCAACGUCGCUGGUGGAUGUGCGUUUGGCUGGGCUGCGGAUAAGGUUCUCUAUCGGAUUCGGGUGCUUUCGUUGCGGUCGCUGUUGAAUCAGACUAUCGAGUGGCAUCAUAGUGAGGGUCGGUCACCGGGGACGCUGCUCACGUAUAUUACAGGUGACGCGUCGGCGCUGAGUGGGAUUACGGGUACGACAAUUGGAUUGCUGCUGGCGACUGCUGUUAACUUGAUUGCUGGUCUGGUGAUUUCGCUUGCCAUUGCCUGGAAGAUCACCGUCGUUCUGCUCCCAACUAUCCCCGUGCUGCUGGUCGCUGGUAUGAUGAAGCUGCGCGUGCAGGCCAAGUUCGCAGAGCGUCACCAGAAGGCCUUUGCCAAUGCGACUGCCAUCACCGUCGAAGCCGUCGACAACAUCCGCGCCGUGGCUGCCUUCUCCCUCGAGAAGCAGUCGUACGCCGUGUUCGGCCGCGCACUGAUCAAGCCCUACCACGCGACCAUGAAGGCCAUCGCAUGGGGAAAUGUCUGGCUCGCGGCCGCGUUCAGUAUCAGUAACCUUGUGUACGCGCUGGCAUACUGGUGGGGAUCGCGGCAGAUCGCAGCGGGUCUAUACACGCAGACGGAAUUCUUUACCGUCCUCCCAGCCCUGCUCUUUAGUACCCAGUCCUGCGGACAAAUGUUCGCCCUGGCACCCGAUAUCUCCAAGGCCCGCGUGGCAUCCAGCAACAUCGUCGAGCUGCUCACCACUCGCUCCGCCGAAGAAGAAAUCUCCCCCGGCUCAACCGCCAACGUCCAACCCUCCAGCCGACUCCUCGACGAGAAACUCCCCGACGUCGAAGCCAACGAAAAAGCCGCCUCCACCACAACCUCCUCCUCUCCCCCCUCCUCCCCCGGAGACAGCACCGGCCUCCUCAUCCCUCCGGAGAACGGCAUCGGCGCCCAACUCCGCAACGUCCACUUCACCUACCCCUCUCGCCCGGAACGUCCUAUCCUCCGCGGUCUGAACAUCGACAUCCAACCGGGUCAAUUCUGCGCGCUCGUCGGACCCUCGGGAUCCGGUAAAUCCACCACCUUUGCCAUGCUCGAGCGCUUCUACCGCCCGGCCCAAGGUGCCGUGGUUAUCGACGGGACAGACAUCACCCGGCAACUGGGCACAAGCUUCCGCGAUGAUAUCGCCCUCGUCCCGCAGGAGAACGUCAUGUUCGAAGGCAGCGUCGCGUUCAACAUCGGUCUCGGCGCGAAACCAAACCACGAACCCAGCCAAGCGGAGAUCGAAACCGCGUGCAAAAUGGCCAACAUCCACGAUGUCAUCACAUCCCUCCCGCAAGGGUACGAUACCCUGUGCAGCCACGACGGAAAGCAAUUCUCGGGUGGCCAGCGGCAACGCUUGUCCAUUGCUCGCGCGCUUGUCCGGAAACCCCGGAUGUUGCUGUUGGACGAGUCUACUAGCGCUCUCGAUGUGGAAUCCGAAAAGCGCAUUCAAGAAGCACUGGCUACAUUAGCCGGCCGGACAACAGUCGUCGCGAUCGCGCAUCGGUUGAACACGAUUCAUCGGGCGGAUUGCAUUUUCCUUAUUGAGGAUGGUGUUUGUGUGGAGCAGGGGACGCAUACGGAGUUGAUUCAACGGAGUGAGACGUAUCGCACGAGUGUGAUUCAUCAAUCGUUGGAGACUUAAAAAAACACUCCGUAGUGCGAAACACGGAGGAGUGUGAGUACGGAGAAUUACUGGUCCGUACCUUGGAAUAUAUUAAAUAGUUUUGUUAUUGUCUCUUUAUUAUAGAGCAUUAUUGGCGUUUGGGAAUUGAUACCUUGUGGUAUUUACUGUAUUAGUUGGUCAAUAUAUAUUUCUACUACC
This is a messenger RNA of Aspergillus glaucus CBS 516.65, 3700 nucleotides long. RefSeq names its product ABC transporter ATP-binding protein. Gene Ontology annotation, molecular function: ABC-type transporter activity; ATP binding; ATP hydrolysis activity. Bases 26 to 3520 code for a protein of 1164 amino acids. Gene Ontology annotation, cellular component: membrane. NCBI's taxonomy places the organism in Eukaryota, Fungi, Ascomycota, Eurotiomycetes, Eurotiales, Aspergillaceae. The record is from RefSeq and is a predicted model, not a curated record. Gene Ontology annotation, biological process: transmembrane transport. The transcript has a single exon.